GACGAUGGAAGAGCAUCCGAUCAUAACCCUCAUUGUGGUAUAAAAGUGGUCCCAGAAAUGCGGUCCUGAAACUGCACCUCUGGUAUAUUGGUUGCUGUAGCAAAGUGAAAGUGAAAGCUUAGCUGUCAACACCUGAUCAACACUUCAUGUGUCUUUUAUGUAUGUGAGCGUGGUGUGCGAGUACGAAGAGCGUGCAUCCUGUCAAUCAUUCCUUAUGGCAACACUGGUGAAUAGAGUGUUGCAGUUUUCAGAAGGUUAUUUGAACAGGACAGGGCCCCGCCUCCUGAUAUACGGCACAACUCUAACCGAAAGUAAAGCUAAUUGCGCAACAGACGAGCUGCAACCUUCAACUGUGCGGACACAACCAGGACCUGUCUGGAAGAUCACAGCUGGUAGCACAGGGGUUACUGUCCCAUCCUGGCCCUUUUGUCCUGCAAGGCUGGAAAAAGAAUACUACGCUGUUUUCCCACAGUGGAUGUGUAACCCUGCUGAAAAAGACUCUUUAUUUACCAGCUAAUCAGAAGUCCUUCAGAUGACAGAGCAGAUCCAGCCUCUAAAACCCAAAGCUGUCUGUGUUUAUCAAAGCUGUGAUUAACAUGGAGUCUCAAAAAGGACUGAGGCUCUGAUGACUGACCAGAGAGGACCCAGUGAUGGAGGAUCUGCCAAUGCAGAGCAGAGGAAAUGGUGCAACAAGCAGACAAGAAAGGGAUUCUCUUUUGUAGGAUGGUCAGAGACAAUCUUGAUAAACCUGUAGUUCAGAGUGAGAAACAGAACCAAGCCCCUGAGAGCCAAAACCGGCAACCUGAAGAACCUGCAGGACCUGAACAAAAUAAGAGUCCAGAAAGGGAUAAACCAGAGAGCCCAGAGCUGCAGCUUGAGAGGAAGCUUGAUUUACUGCACUGGAACAAAUUCAACUUAGAGGAAGAGCCCGACACCUGGCGCCAGCCAUUGUCUGGUGCUGAUGCUGUGAAUUUCCCCACACACCUCCGUCCAUUCAGCAGCGCAGCAGAAUAUAGACUAGUGAAGCACACCUUUAUGCAGCUUCAACACAGUGGAUACUACUGGGGAUCAAUGACCAUGGAGGAGGCACACAGUAUACUCACAAAAGCACCCCUUGGCACCUUUCUCAUCAGAGACAGCGGCCAGUCAGAUGUUUUCUUCACUCUGAGUUACCAAAGCGAUGACGGGCCGACCAGUGUUCGGGUCCAGCUGAACAAUCUGCACUUCAGUCUCUAUGGCAGCCAUAGAACUUUUCCCUCACUCUUUGCUCUGCUCACUUAUUACACUGGUUCAUCCUGUAAGCUCACGGUACCCUAUCGCAGCCAGCGCCCUGAGCGGCUGAAGCAGAUGUGCAGGAGAGCUCUUGCCCGCACAUUUGCAGCAGAAAAAAUUAGCACCUUACCUGGAGUAAGCAGUCAAGACAAAGACUAUGUUCUUGCAUACCCUUACUGUAUAUAGCCACGCAUGGGCAAAGGAACUUUGAAGAUCUUUGUAAUGUGAUGUUAAUAAUAAUAAACUUAUUUUUUGUGUUUUUAUUUUCUAUUAAGUAUAAAUAACUUUAUUUUUUGUUUUUGUAUUUUAUAUUAAGUAUAAAAAAGUUUUGUUUUGUGGUUUUAUGAUUUGCAUUUGUUAAAUAAUUAUGUGCACAAAUCAUGUGAAUGCUAUAUUUUACACAGCAACGUGGUACAUGAUAUUGUUUUUUAUCAUCAACACAUGUACUGUUUAUGUAUAUAGGAUAUAUUUGCAAUAAUCAUGUAGCUGCUUGAUCUUUGCCUUUAUCAAAACACAUCUGUUUGUCAUGUCCAUGAAAUGUAAAAAUUGCUGCUGUUUAAAGCUGCAUUAAUUAAUGUUUGGCCACUAAAUGUCAAAAAACAGAAUGGCAAAAGAAGCUGACUUAACUAAAGUUUUAAAUAGUGAGCUGAAAUAUUAGCAGUUUUUCUACCUUGAGAUUUAAGUCAAGCCUAAUUUUUUUUCUCAGAAAGCUGCUUCAGUUUAAUUUGUGUCUCAUACAUUUUAUGUUGCAGUUAUCUCUGGGAAACAAGAUGUUUUCCAAAGAUGGUGAGUUACAUCAUUGUCUUGCGAAAAAAACAGGUAGUUUCUGGAAAACAUCUGACUUAAAUGACUGAAAAACAAGUGUAAAGGUUGCGUUCUUUAUACUUCAAGUAGCCUGCCUAGUUUGUAACCCAGAAAACAUGCAUGUUUCAUAAGCAUUUAUUUGAUAAUACCAACAAGAUCACUGAAAUGUUGAAUGUUAUACAUAUGCAACUGCUGUUUAGUCAUUUAAUGAUUACAUUGAAGGAUUUCUUGAAGAUCACCUUUGUUUUAUUUAAAUAGUUAUUAUGAAAAUGUGACUAACUUUUCAAAAGAUAAGACAAAUGCAUAUUUUACUACUUUACUUCCAGUGACUAGAUUUUUAGGUUUGUUCACCAGCUAGAGAUCUUCUGCUGCCUAGCUGCCAACAAGAAUGAUGAAAGCAGCUGAGACACAAAUUACAAGCAUGUUGUAAAUUCAAAAUUAAAACGGCUCAAAGUGUUUACAAUGCUCAUCAUAGAACAAGCAGUAGUAAUUUAUUUCCCUUGUUACAAAGGAAUAUUGAUUAAUGCAGUUUUACAUUUUUUAUCAUCACUUGAAAUAAUUUCACAUGUAGUUAAGUCAGCUGAUUGCAGUGGCAUACAAUGUAGGAAAGUCUGAUGCUUUAACAAAAGUUGUAAAUGUUGGGAAAUAAAUUAAUAUUUUCAGACCACAAA
Molecule: messenger RNA, 2747 nt
Organism: Notolabrus celidotus (New Zealand spotty)
Lineage: Eukaryota; Metazoa; Chordata; Actinopteri; Labriformes; Labridae
Gene: socs1b
Product: suppressor of cytokine signaling 1b
Exons: 5
Coding region: 682-1458 (258 amino acids)
Biological process (GO): phosphatidylinositol phosphate biosynthetic process
Cellular component (GO): phosphatidylinositol 3-kinase complex
Molecular function (GO): 1-phosphatidylinositol-3-kinase regulator activity
Source: RefSeq, a predicted model, not a curated record